AUGGCGGAAAUCCAGAAUGGGCAGCACGAGUACAACGGGCCUCACAGCUCUGAGGAGAACACCCGCCUCGACUUCCAACACAAUGCCCUCCGCACAGUGAUGGGCAACAAGACCCUCCACGCCACCCUCCCCUCCCCACCCACCAAAAUCCUCGACAUAGGCUGCGGCACCGGCGUAGUCACCCUCGAACUAGCAGAGAAAUUCCCCUCAGCAGAGAUUAUAGCCAUCGACAUAAUCAAGCCAAUCCACCCCAUCGAAAAAUUAAAAAACGUCCGUUUCCUUCAAGGGAAAUUCGCAGACUUCAUCGCCGACGGCACCCUCCAACCUGCCUCCUUCGACUACAUCUUCUCCCGCCUCCUAAUCCUCGGAAUCACGGACUGGAAAGCGCAGACCUCCCGCGUCUUCAACCUCCUCAGGCCCGGCACGGGAAUCUACGAAGCCCAAGACCUCUCCUGGAACAUUUUCGACAAAGAAGGGCAGGUAGUCUUCGAUCAAUUCCCCAUCUUCGUCCUCAUGGUUGAAAACGCUGCGGCGAAAGGCUUGGAUACUUUCUGUGGCGAUCACCAUCCGAAAUAUCUGGGAGAUGCUGGGUUCGAGGAUGUUCAGCACGAAUCAUUUCCCUGGACGUUGCAGUAUUGGCCCGAGAGGCCGGAGACAUAUGCGCUCUCGUACAUGUUUCAAGAAGGGGGAUCGAAGGCUUUCCGCAUGACGGUCCUGGACAAACUGCUGGGGGAGAGCGGCAGGUACACGUCCGAACAGAUGGAGACGUAUAAGGCGGGGUUUGAGAAGAUGGCGCAAGAUUUUCCAGAGGGGACGCAUCAGCCUUUCUCCGUGACUUGGGGGCGGAAGCCAGCUUGA
Messenger RNA from Zasmidium cellare ATCC 36951, 858 nucleotides. RefSeq lists its product as uncharacterized. NCBI's taxonomy places the organism in Eukaryota, Fungi, Ascomycota, Dothideomycetes, Mycosphaerellales, Mycosphaerellaceae. The record is from RefSeq and is a predicted model, not a curated record. The transcript is spliced from 2 exons. The coding region runs from base 1 to 858 and encodes 285 amino acids. Gene Ontology annotation, molecular function: methyltransferase activity.